Messenger RNA from Heterocephalus glaber (naked mole-rat), 1985 nucleotides. It is a transcript of the gene Necap2, whose product is annotated as NECAP endocytosis associated 2. Lineage: Eukaryota; Metazoa; Chordata; Mammalia; Rodentia; Bathyergidae. The record is from RefSeq and is a predicted model, not a curated record. Gene Ontology annotation, cellular component: clathrin vesicle coat; membrane. Gene Ontology annotation, biological process: endocytosis.
CUCUAGCCGGAGUCUGGUCAUAGAGCCGCUCGUCUUCCGGUCCCGCGGAAGCUGAGAGGGAGCCGGAAGUCUGCUGGGCUCCGGGCUUCGCGAUGGAAGAGAGCGAUUAUGAGUCGGUGCUCUGUGUCAAGCCAGAGAUCCAUGUCUACCGCAUCCCACCGCGGGCCACCAACCGUGGCUACAGGGCCUCGGAGUGGCAGCUGGACCAGCCAUCUUGGAGUGGCCGGCUGCGGAUCACUGCAAAAGGGAAGGUGGCCUACAUCAAGCUGGAGGACAAGACCUCAGGGGAGCUCUUUGCCCAGGCACCAGUGGAUCAGUUUCCUGGCACAGCAGUGGAGGCUGUGACAGACUCCAGCAGGUACUUUGUCAUCCGCAUCGAAGAUGGAAAUGGGCGACGGGCAUUUAUUGGAAUUGGCUUCGGCGACCGGGGUGAUGCCUUUGACUUCAAUGUGGCAUUGCAGGACCAUUUCAAGUGGGUAAAACAGCAGUGUGAGUUUGCAAAACAAGCCCAGAACCCAGACCAAGUCCCCAAAUUGGACCUGGGCUUAAAGGAGGGCCAGACCAUCAAGCUCAGCAUCGCAAACAUGAAGAAGAAGGAAGGAACAGCCGGGACCCCCCGAGCCCGGCCUGCCAGCACAGGAGGGAUGAGCCUGCUUCCCCCACCCCCUGGGGGCAAAGCCUCCACACUGGUCCCACAUCCUGGGGAGCAGUUAUUGAUGACAGGGCCCUCUGUCCAGCCAGUAGUUGCUCCUGGCUCAGCAAUAGGAGGUGCCACUGUAUCCUGGCCACAGCCCAAGCCUGCCACUGCAGCCACUGCUGAUGUCUGGGGAGACUUUACCAAGUCCACAGGGUCGACUUCUAGCCAGAUGCAGCCGGGCACAGGUUGGGUCCAGUUCUGACCAGAGCACAGCUCUCUCUUGACACUGCAUCUGGGAAGGACCUGCCUCAUCCCGGCUGAGAAUGGAGGCAGCGUGCCCUGGCUGGCUCUUGACAGACUGGCCCUGUGGGGCAGUAAAUUGGCGCCAUGUCACAGUGUUUCCAGGAUUUGAGUAUGUAGCUGGAGCUCUGGAGAAGAAACACUCCAGGACCCCUACCCUGUCCCUCUUGAGACUGUCCUUCCUUCAUUGCAGUGACCCACAUUAAACAUGAGCCCCAAAAUCAAUGGAAUGGCUUGAGUUUGCGGCUCAGAUUCAGAGCAGCCCUUCCUGGGGUGACAGGUGUCACGGGAUCACUGUUGGCAGGGGACUUUCUACACUCCUCUUGGUGGCAGCCACUCAUUCAGGUGCCCUCCAGAGCAAGGAUUCCUACCUGAUUUCUAAUUGGUCUGCAGGCCAAGCUUGAACAGGCCAUCGGGGGAAAUUGGAAGGAGUGAGCAGCUUUUUACAAGGUACUAUUUUGCUUUGCCAACCUGUGAAUCUGCACUAACUCGUCUUUGCAGCGUGCACAGCGAGGAGCUCUGAAGGCACUGCCCAGCGGCUGGCCCGAGCCCAGACAGCACUGGUUCCACUUGCCUGAUACCAGCUAGGUGGGCGGUGGGGGCGAGGCCAGCACUGGAAGACAGGUGGGACAGUGUGUGGCAGGAAGGCACAAACUUGUCAUGGAGCUCGGCGGCCUUCCUGCCUGCCAGCAGUUCUGGGCUCACAGGUUCCCAGCACAGCAAGCAGCUUCUGUGGAUGUGGACUUUCUCUGGAUUCUGAAGUGCCUUAUCUGCAGACAGCCUUAUAACUAACUUCCUCCUUCAGGGACUGUGAAUGACAGACAGAGGGGCAACAAGUGCUGGAGUCCAAGGGCCUGGAUGAUCGGUUUACAAGGAAACAUUUUAUCUUGUGCGCCUUGGAGAUUUCUUUAUUGAAUUAACCUUACCUCUCGGUGAAAAGAUUUCUUUUGUGAAAGGUCAAGACCAUGAGCUGAAAAAAGUGUUGACCUUUUUGUGGGACCAGAUUUUUAAGAUUAAAGAAAUAAAUAUUCCUACUUCUGUCUAGGUA